AACAACAAGAAUCUCAGCUACUUUUUGUUUAUGGAAUAUAUCUACUUAUAUAGAGCUUUCUCUUUCUUUAUUUUUCAUUUCUUUGACAUCUAGCAUAGCAUAAGAGCACUUCUCUUUCUUUUCAUCUCUCUUGGUGAGAACUGAAAGAAGAUUUUUCUUAGGUUUUGUGGAGAGUAAAGGGAGUGCUACUGUGAUGGGGAAGGGUUCAAAGAUCAAUUGCAAGUCAGCAUCUCAUAAGCUUUUCAAGGACAAGGCAAAGAACCGUGUUGAUGAUCUUCAAGGGAUGUUCUUGGAUCUGCAGUUUGCUAGGAAAGAAAGCCGCACGGUUGAUGUGGCUGUCCUCGAAGAGCAAGUUCAUCAGAUGCUUCGUGAAUGGAAAUCCGAGCUCAAUGAGCCCUCUCCAGCAUCUUCUUUGCAACAAGGUGGUAGUCUUGGGUCAUUCUCGACAGACAUAUGUAGGCUGCUGCAGCUCUGUGAGGAGGAAGAUGAUGCCACUAGUGCACUAGCAGCACCAAAGCUGGAACCUAAUGAUCAGAGCAUGCAAGGUGGAGAUAAUGUGGUCUUUCAAGAGGAAUAUGCUGUGAAUCAUGGUCAGCAAGAGCAUGCCUUUCCAUUUGUUGAUCAAUGCAAAGACUCCCCUUCGGGAGUUCGUAGCCUGGCGAUUAAUAACAUAGAAGGGGCUGCUCAGUUGGAUUACCAUCAGUUUGAUUUGCCUCAGAGUUUUGAGCAAAACUUCUACACUAGUUUUAAUGGCACAGAUUUGGGUGAAGAGGAUGGUAUGCAUCAUGUUUCUAGCUAUCUGCCAAGCAUGUGUCCUCCGCCCUCUGCAUUCUUGGGCCCAAAAUGUGCCCUUUGGGAUUGUCCAAGGCCUGCUCAAGGAGGGUUGGAAUGGUGUCAGGACUAUUGUAGCAGCUUUCAUCAUUCUCUAGCAUUGAAUGAAGGGCCACCUGGAAUGAGCCCUGUUCUCAGACCUGGUGGAAUUGGCCUGAAAGAUGGUCUUCUAUUUGCUGCCCUUAGUGCAAAGGCUGAAGGAAAAGAUGUUGGUAUCCCGGAAUGUGAGGGAGCUGCAACUGCAAAGUCCCCAUGGAAUGCACCUGAGCUCUUUGAUCUUUCUGUCCUUGAGGGUGAAACAUUAAGGGAAUGGCUCUUUUUUGAUAAGCCUCGCAGAGCAUUUGAAAGUGGGAACAGAAAGCAAAGGUCAUUGCCUGAUUACACUGGCCGUGGUUGGCAUGAAUCAAGGAAGCAAGUUAUGAAUGAAUUUGGAGGGUUGAAGAGAUCAUAUUACAUGGAUCCACAACCACUGAACAAUUUUGAGUGGCAUCUGUACGAAUAUGAAAUCAAUAAGUGUGAUGCUUGUGCUUUAUAUAGAUUGGAAUUGAAGGCUGUUGAUGGAAAGAAGACUGCCAAGGGGAAAAUAGCAAAUGAAUCAGUUGCUGAUCUGCAGAAGCAGAUGGGAAGACUCACCGCCGAGUUCCCCCCUGACAACAAGCGUGCUGUUAAAGGAAGGACUAAAGUGAAUGCCAAGGUCGGUGUUGGAAAUGUUUAUUCAGGCUCAACUCAGGUAGCACCAACCAAUGAAGCAUAUGACUAUGGGCCAGGUCCACAUUAUGAUGAUUAUCUCGUUGAGAAUCUAGAAGGCUACUAUCUGACACAGUACAAGAAACCGUGAUUGAUGAGGAACAAGCACCAUUUAUCUUCUAGUUGCAUUAGCUUAGGAAUUUCGUCGUAGAUUUUCAUCCUAAUAACAUGAGUUGAAGCUCAUUUUUCGACACAGAAUUGUGCAUAGUUCAUUUCCACAUGAGAGUUGCUUCCUGCACUGCUGUUGUGGAAGCUGGAGCAUAUUCUAACUUAUGGAAGGUGAAACAAAAUGGCUUUUUUCCCCCAGAACAUUUCUAUACAACUGAUAUGGUAUGCUGAUUCACUCUGGAGAGCAGAAGACCACUAGAAUAGCAAGCGGUGGAUGAAAACAAUUGCUAAUAUGCUUUACAGACAUUUUUUGGGGUUUUCAAGUCUUUAUGUAACUAUUUGCUGCUGGUAUCUUGCUGUUGGAAAAUAUGUUUUUAUUAAGACUGUCCUGUCCUCGAGGACCUCGACUAUAUGAUAUUUGUCUCUUUCGGGAAUUUGUAAAUAUUAUUUGAAUACUACAAGCCUUGUUUGCAA
Messenger RNA from Populus trichocarpa (black cottonwood), 2160 nucleotides. Its product is annotated as transcription factor VOZ1. Gene Ontology annotation, biological process: regulation of DNA-templated transcription; positive regulation of long-day photoperiodism, flowering. Lineage: Eukaryota; Viridiplantae; Streptophyta; Magnoliopsida; Malpighiales; Salicaceae. The transcript has 5 exons. The coding region runs from base 194 to 1669 and encodes 491 amino acids. The record is from RefSeq and is a predicted model, not a curated record.